Messenger RNA from Cynara cardunculus var. scolymus (artichoke), 2135 nucleotides. Its product is annotated as heparanase-like protein 1. Gene Ontology annotation, cellular component: membrane; plant-type cell wall. Gene Ontology annotation, molecular function: beta-glucuronidase activity. The transcript is spliced from 10 exons. The coding region runs from base 340 to 1956 and encodes 538 amino acids. The record is from RefSeq and is a predicted model, not a curated record. NCBI's taxonomy places the organism in Eukaryota, Viridiplantae, Streptophyta, Magnoliopsida, Asterales, Asteraceae.
AGUAAAAGUGUUGCUUCGUUUCUGCUCAUAUAUACAUUCCCACACUAAAGAACCUCAAGUACACACAUUAAAGAUUCAUCACCCACCUAUGGAAACAUGUGAAAUGAACCGACAAACAGCUCAUCACACCCAAGCCUUCAAAAUUUGAAGAAAGUAGCUCAAAAGUUGCAAAGGGGUGUCGAUUAACCGGAGCAGAUUCACACGAAUCGUCAUUUUUGAUAUCGGGGAAAGCUGCAUUCACAGGAGUGUAAUCGAGGAGAAAUAGGCACAUAGCUGGUUUUUCAGUUCGGAUCGUUUUUGAGGCUGAGCUACAGGUCAAGAUUUUUAGUUGAUCCAUCAAUGGAGUUUUGCGUCUCAUUGUUCUUAUUUCUGGCAUCAAUUUCUGCGAUUUUUGCACAAUAUGUUCAAGAGUCGGAACUUGUAAUUAAUGCAACUUUACCAUUGGCUCACACGGAUGCAAAUUAUAUUUGUGCUACUAUUGAUUGGUGGCCUGAUGAAAAAUGUAACUACAACCAUUGCCCAUGGGGGUCAUCAUCGGCUUUAAAUCUGGAUUUAUCUCAUCCUAUUCUUGCCAAAGCAGUCCAAGCUUUUGAACGUCUCAGAAUACGUGUAGGAGGUUCCUUGCAAGACCAAGUGGUGUAUAAUGUGGGGGAUUUCUCGGGUCCUUGUCAUCCCUUUAUAAGAAUGAAGGGGGAAUUGUUUGGAUUCUCUAGGGGUUGUCUUUGUAUGGAUAGGUGGGAUGAAUUGAAUCGUUUUUUUGUCAAGACAAGAGCACUUGUGACCUUCGGCUUGAAUGCGCUCCAUGGAAGACACCAGCUUAAGAAGGGAGUUUGGGGAGGAAACUGGAAUUCCAGCAAUGCCCGUGAUUUUAUGAAGUAUACUAUUUCCAAGGGGUAUCAGAUAGAUUCAUGGGAAUUUGGUAAUGAGUUGAGUGGCAAGGGCAUUGGUGCCAUGGUUCAUGCUGAGCAGUAUGCGUAUGAUGUAAUUGAACUCAGGGGUGUAAUUGACAGUUUGUACCAGGAAUUCCAGCCAAAACCGUUGCUUGUAGCACCAGGAGGGUUCUUCGACAAACAGUGGUUUGCAAAACUUCUUAAGGUUUCGGGUUCAGAAAUUGUUGAUGUAAUGACACUCCAUAUGUAUAAUCUGGGCCCAGGCGUUGAUCCGAAUUUAGUGAAAAAUAUUUUGGAUCCCCAUUUCUUGAGUAGGGCUUCCAUCACGUUUGGUGAUCUCCGGCAAACCAUUCAAAGAAAUGGACCAUGGGCAUCUUCUUGGAUCGGAGAAUCUGGUGGUGCAUACAACAGUGGUGGUCUUCAUGUUUCAGACACGUUUGUAAAUAGCUUCUGGUACUUGGAUCAGCUUGCAAUGGCAGCUAAGUACCACACGGAAGUAUAUUGCCGCCAAAGUUUAAUUGGUGGAAAUUAUGGUCUUCUCAAUAAAACAACAUUUGUGCCUAACCCUGAUUAUUACAGUGCACUUCUAUGGCAUCGGCUUAUGGGAACAGGGGUUCUUGUUGUAGAAAGGAUAAAUGCCGGGCCACAUUUGCGCUCUUAUGCCCAUUGUUCAAAAGGGAAAGCAGGCAUAACAUUGCUUCUGAUUAAUCUAAGCAACCAAACAGAGUUCCAGCUCAAAGUUCACAACAUCUUGAAUCUGAAUUUGCCUACAACAAAACCCAACAACGGAUCUUUCACUCAUCGGCUAAAGUCAAUGUUUUCGUGGGUCGGGUCAAAGUCAACCGAUGAAAAACUACCCCGAGAGGAGUACCACCUGACCCCACAAGACGGCAAUAUCAGAAGUAAAACGAUGCUUUUAAACGGAGUUCCAUUACAACUUACAGAAACCGGAGACAUCCCAGAUUUGAAACCUGCAAUGGUGGAUGUUAGUUCUCCGAUUUGCAUCGCUCCUUUGACCAUCAAGUUCAUCCAGUUUCCGAGCUUUGAUGCUUGCGGUUGUAAAUGAUGCAUUACCGUUUGUACUACAUCAUGUAUAUGUAUAACCCAGCUUUGCAAUUGUGAAAGAGCAUUGCGAAGUUGAUAGUUUCUGUUUUGAAUGUGGUUGAAGUGCCCCCUUCGGGUUAUAAAAAUGACACUUGACCACCAUCAGGUAUGAAAAAUUUCAUGAUUAGUCCCUUGAUAUUG